CGUCCCGUGAGAAUUUAUUGUGAUGGCAUUUAUGAUAUGUUCCACUUUGGUCAUGCAAAAGCGUUGGAACAGGCCAAAAAGGCAUUUCCGAACGUUCAUCUUCUUGUUGGAAUUUGUAGUGAUAUCGAGACUCACAAGCGCAAAGGAAAAACAGUAAUGACAGAUGUGGAACGAUAUGAGUCUGUGCGUCACUGUAAAUGGGUUGAUGAAGUCGUAGAGGAUGCACCUUGGGUCAUCACACAAGAAUUCCUCGACGAGCAUCACAUUGACUAUGUCUCACAUGAUGCCGAGCCAUAUGUUUCAUUAGAAUCCGGAGAUGUUUAUUGUUUUGUCAAAACCCAAGGAAAGUUCUUACCCACACGACGCACGGACGGUAUCUCGACAUCGGAUCUUAUCACACGCAUCGUCAGAGAUUAUGACGCCUAUCUUCGUCGUAAUCUUGAACGUGGCGUGAGUGCAAAAGAGCUCAAUAUAUCAUUUAUAAAG
This is a messenger RNA of Phycomyces blakesleeanus NRRL 1555(-), 486 nucleotides long. RefSeq lists its product as hypothetical. Gene Ontology annotation, cellular component: nuclear envelope. The annotation marks the transcript as partial. The record is from RefSeq and is a predicted model, not a curated record. Gene Ontology annotation, biological process: CDP-choline pathway. Lineage: Eukaryota; Fungi; Mucoromycota; Mucoromycetes; Mucorales; Phycomycetaceae. The transcript is spliced from 2 exons. Gene Ontology annotation, molecular function: choline-phosphate cytidylyltransferase activity; phosphatidylcholine binding.